Puntigrus tetrazona (Sumatra barb) is the source of this 1501-nucleotide messenger RNA. RefSeq names its product multivesicular body subunit 12A (gene mvb12a). The record is from RefSeq and is a predicted model, not a curated record. Gene Ontology annotation, cellular component: cytosol; ESCRT I complex. NCBI's taxonomy places the organism in Eukaryota, Metazoa, Chordata, Actinopteri, Cypriniformes, Cyprinidae. The transcript is spliced from 10 exons. The coding region runs from base 124 to 975 and encodes 283 amino acids. Gene Ontology annotation, biological process: endosome to lysosome transport via multivesicular body sorting pathway; viral budding; virus maturation.
CGGUGACGUCGCCGCGGUGCAUGACGGGAAUCGUAGUCUACCGCUUCUUCCUGUUCUCUGACUGCGGCAGUGAGUUCAGGUCAGUUCGUGUUUGGAAACAAGAAAAAACUCCAUAAACAGCCUAUGUCUGUGUUCGAGUCGUCUAGUGCCUUCAGCAGGCCCAUCUCUGCAGUGGCCUGGGCGUCAAACGCCAGCACCUGCCCCGCUCAGUUCAUCCUGAUCACUCAGACCGAAGAUGGAGCCUCUGCUAACUUCAUCCGGGGGUUUGCAAUCAAGUCAGGAUACUAUCUGUGUUACAGUAAGGAUCUGUCCCGUGGGAUGGUGGUGGCAGAUGUGCAGGUGAUUACGGAUAAAGAGACGAUUCCUCACGGUUACUGCUACAUCCCAGAAUUCCUGGACUCCAAGGGGUCUGUCGGGAAGAAGAAGCGCAUCUGUGUGCGGAUCGUUCCUGUGGGCAGCGUUACGACGGCUGUUCUAGAUCUCAAACUGACCGCCAGGAAUAAGACCAUGGUGCAGCAGUACACCUGCCUGGGGGACAUGAAUGGCUUCGUGGUGUGGUGUCUAAAGGGCCCGUUCUCCGCUCCGGCUCCUCAGGCCAAGCCUCGCAGUGUCAGUCUGGACAUGCGCAGCCUCUCUCUGGAAGGAAGCGGACCCCCGCAGCCUCUCAAACCCAGCAACCACCCUGAAGCCCCACCGAAAAUCAGCCGUCGGCGCAGCAAGCUGGACACCAGCAGCUCGACGGAGGCCGUGUGUGACAGCGGGAACCACAGCAGCAUCUACGGCAUCACAGCCAUGGAUGGAGUUCCUUUCUCUCUACACCCGAAGUUUGAGUCUCAGUCUAACUCAAAGGUGUCUGUGAGCACGCUGAGCGACAUCCGUAUCAAAUCAGUGCAGGACAUCGAGAACGAGUAUAACUACACGUUUGCGGUGGAGGAGCUGGCAGCGAGGAGAAUCUGUCCUUCAGUGAGCGGCUGAAAGCGUUCCUCCCUCGAGUCCUGCCUCUGAUCACCAAGCCACACAAUCCUCCUGUUCUUCUGAAGUUCGAGCCGAACUCACACUACAGCUUUCGCGGGGCUGGUUCUGGGCGGUCUCCUUCUCUCUUUUCUUCUCUGGGUUGGUUGAACGUGAAGGAUUUCUUCAUGCAAACACAUUAUGUGCGUGUUUCUGCAUGUUACAGCUUUGCGUUUUUCACAACAGAUGAACCAAAGUGCCUUCUCCGCAGAGAUGUGUGCGUCCUUUUAUAAGACCAAAUAUUUUAUGUAUCUGUUUUGGGAUUUUUAGCUGCAGUUUAGUAUUUAAAAAGUGUGGUUACACUAAUAUUUUGUAUUUAUCGUAUGAAAACUAAGUUUCGUGGGGACCAAAAAACAUCUUUAAACAUUCUUAAAACUGUUGUAUAAUGUCAUACUGCGGUGCUCUGUGAGUUACUCUUUGUAAACAUUUGUACUUGCUUUCUUCAAAUCUGCCUUUUUGUGAAAUUUUAAUAAAAAUGAUCGAAUCCUGA